Messenger RNA from Tripterygium wilfordii, 1823 nucleotides. Its product is annotated as elongation factor Tu, mitochondrial-like. The record is from RefSeq and is a predicted model, not a curated record. The coding region runs from base 126 to 1496 and encodes 456 amino acids. Gene Ontology annotation, biological process: mitochondrial translational elongation. Gene Ontology annotation, molecular function: translation elongation factor activity; GTPase activity; GTP binding. Lineage: Eukaryota; Viridiplantae; Streptophyta; Magnoliopsida; Celastrales; Celastraceae. The transcript is spliced from 12 exons. Gene Ontology annotation, cellular component: mitochondrion.
UCAAAGUGAGCCGUCACACUGAUCACGCGAAAAGUGCCUAAAACCCUCAAACCUCUAAACCCCAAGAAAAUCACAUUUGCGCCACUCUCUGCUUCUACUGCGAAUUGAUUUUUUUUGAGGCCUAAAUGGCUGCGGUGGCUCUGAGGAACUCUAAUUCAAAGCGCCUUCUACCAUUCUCGUCUCGUAGAUACUGGUCCUGCCAUGGAUCGGCGGCGGUGGCCUCCUCCUCUAAAUUUUCUUUUUUAGAUUCGGUGUCUGCAAAUGAGAGAACCGCCACGGGCUCCGCCGGUGGCUGGUGGAGAUCCAUGGCUACCUUCACGAGAACGAAACCUCAUGUGAAUGUAGGAACAAUUGGUCAUGUUGAUCAUGGAAAAACUACUCUGACUGCAGCAAUAACAAAGGUACUAGCUGAAGAAGGGAAAGCCAAGGCUGUUGCCUUUGAUGAAAUUGACAAGGCGCCUGAAGAGAGAAAGAGAGGAAUUACGAUUUCAACGGCCCAUGUGGAGUAUGAAACUGCGAAGCGUCACUAUGCACAUGUUGACUGUCCUGGACAUGCAGAUUAUGUGAAAAACAUGAUUACCGGCGCUGCCCAAAUGGAUGGUGGUAUUCUAGUUGUGUCUGCUCCUGAUGGGCCCAUGCCUCAGACAAAGGAACAUAUUUUGCUUGCACGCCAGGUUGGGGUACCAUCUCUUGUGUGUUUCCUGAAUAAAGUUGAUGCUGUUGAUGAUCCAGAGUUAUUGGAGCUUGUCGAGAUGGAAGUCCGAGAACUUCUCAGCUUCUACAAGUACCCUGGCGAUGAAAUCCCUAUUAUUCGUGGAUCAGCAUUGUCUGCUCUACAGGGUACAAAUGAAGAAAUAGGCAAAAAUGCCAUUUUAAAGUUAAUGGAUGCUGUGGAUGAAUAUAUCCCGGACCCUGUACGCCAGCUUGACAAGCCUUUCCUAAUGCCAAUUGAAGGUGUUUUCUCAAUUCAGGGACGUGGAACUGUUGCUACUGGUCGUGUUGAACAAGGCACCAUAAAAGUUGGUGAAGAAGUAGAGGUUCUGGGCCUCCUGCAGGGUGCUCCUAUCAAAACCACAGUGACUGGUGUGGAGAUGUUCAAGAAGAUCUUGGAUAAUGGACAAGCUGGUGACAAUGUGGGUCUUCUUCUACGUGGCCUAAAGCGGGACGAUGUGCAGAGAGGACAGGUGAUUGCCAAGCCUGGAUCUUUGAAAGCAUCCAAGAGGUUUGAGGCGGAGAUUUACGUUCUUACAAAAGAUGAAGGGGGACGCCAUACUGCUUUUUUCUCGAAUUAUAUGCCUCAGUUUUACAUGAGGACUGCAAAUAUCACAGGGAAGGUGGAAUUGCCUGAAAACGUUAAGAUGGUUAUGCCUGGGGACAAUGUGUCUGCAACUUUUGAGCUGACCGAAUCAGUUCCGUUUGAAGCAGGACAAAGAUUUGCCUUGAGGGAGGGAGGUAAAACAGUUGGAGCAGGUGUAGUCUCCAAAGUGCUGAGCUGAUAAUACCUUGAUGGUUUUGAAAUCCAGAUCCUUAAUUCUUUGUCUCUGGUUGAUCACAAAAUGGGUGGAAUAGGAAAAUUCAAAAUUCGUACUUGUGGUAACACAUGCCAUGUAAUCACUUACAUAAUCCCCAUCUCAGCAUCUGAUCUGAUUUGUUCUGUGCAUUAGUUUGAAGAUAUUUUAAUGACCUGAGGCUGAAAUUUAGUGUAUUAACAGGCAGUUUAUCUUCAGUUCCGUUUUGCAGUGCACCAUGGGCUACUUUGUCUUGUUCAUUCUUUUUUUCCUCCACUUGAUAAUAUCCCAGUUAGACAUUAUGGUUGCUGGAUU